Molecule: messenger RNA, 5973 nt
Organism: Anarrhichthys ocellatus (wolf-eel)
Lineage: Eukaryota; Metazoa; Chordata; Actinopteri; Perciformes; Anarhichadidae
Gene: swt1
Product: SWT1 RNA endoribonuclease homolog
Exons: 19
Coding region: 106-3150 (1014 amino acids)
Cellular component (GO): nucleus
Source: RefSeq, a predicted model, not a curated record
CGCUACAGGGUUUUCAGGGAAUCUGUCAGAUUAGAGUAACGUUAAGUAUGUCAAUUUGACGUAUUUGGCUGUAUAUGACACAUUUAUUCCUAAUAGACGGGCUUUAUGCCACUAAAUUCGUGUACCAUAACGUUUCAGACACCAAAGAAGACACUUUGCUUGAAAAUGCCUAAAAAAUCAAAAAAGAGAAAGCGCAAGAAGUCGUCAUCCUCAAGUGAAGAAGAUGAGAAGUCAUCCAGGGAACAAGAUGUUACUAAGGAUUACAAAAGUGGAAAGACGAAGCACGAUGUAAAAAGUCAGGAGAGCUGUGCAGCAAAACGAGAAAAGUGUGAGAAGUCGUCGUGCAAGAAGUCGGCGUCCUCAAGUGAAGGAGAUAAGAAGUCAUCCAAGGAACAAGAUGUUACUAAGAAUUACAAAAGUGGAAAGACGAAGCAAGAUGUAAACAGUCAGGAGAGCUCUGCAGCAAAACAAGAAAAGUGUGCUUUGCCUUCCGUUAAAGAUGUUUCCCAAAGCACCCGCCUCAUCAAAAGGCCUGUCUACAGACGGUCAAAAACACAAGCAACAGACCAGAAACCUGUUCAUAAGAGAGACCACACAAAACCAAAACGUGAAAUUUCAGGUAAAGAUAACACUGUCAGUAGGUGUAAGACUGCGGAAAGCGGACCCUCAAAACCAUCGAACAAUGCAGGUACAGUUCCUCAGAGGACAGAGAAGACGUCUAAAGGGAGCACAGAUCAAAAAUCUUCCCACAGCAGCACAUCCAAAUUGAAAAAGCAGCGAAGGAGUCCCAUUUUAGUUUCUGCUAAUCAGAAAGAACGGAAGAAGAAGUGCAGAGCUGAGGAACCACCAAGGACUAGAAAUAAAAGCAACACUGUCGAGACCAGAGAACCAAGCAAGGCCUCUGUCUCUACGGAUACUUCAUGGGAGAAGAGAACAGAACUGUUCAAGAAGAUGUGCCAACGGCAUCAAGAAAAUAAGGCCAAAAGGAGCUCGUGUACAGAGGCAAAAACUCCUUCUGUCUCUACCGCAAAGCAUUCCUCCACUUCAUCCAAGCAGACCACCUCAGUUAGUAGCUCAAAUGUGGGGAAGAAUGUCAGAACAGUCCCAGGGAGUUUCACAUCGAUGUCAUUUAAAACAGUCAAGUCCUCAUCUGUUCAGAAACAAAAAUGCUGUCCUGUGUCAGCUCUGCCUCUCCAGUUUAAGAUAUCUAAAAAGGUUCAACCAAGACCAGCAGAUAGCACCGGUAACAAUAACGGCGCUAGUUCCUCAAACAGAAAUCUCAAGCAUGGGACUGAACCGCCAGACUCUGGGGCCUCAAGAAGCAAAGCCGUGCAGGAGACUGUCCAACAAGCUCACCGCUGUGUGGACGUUACACCUAGUUGUUCAUCUGAAGGGCAAGAUAAGAGGACGUUUCCGUCAAGCCAACCCCCAGCUCAUACAGUCGCUGAGCCGCGGUAUGCCCAGAUGCAAGUGGUUGAAGAGCUUCAUCUCGCCCGGUCUGAGAAGCGACUGGAGGUGAACGUGAUGCAAAGCUAUGGGGAGCUCACCUGUAUGGAGAUAGACCCUCCGGAAGAGGGAGCGGCAGACACGCACUGUAAACCGCCUCAGCAAGACCUAAUCCUUGUUUUGGACACCAACAUUCUCCUCAGUCACCUGGAUUAUGUGAAAACGAUCAGGUCUCACGGCCUUGGAGCGCUGGGCGUCCCUACAGUCCUGAUCCCCUGGGUGGUGCUUCAGGAGCUGGAUUCCCUAAAAAGGGGGAGGGGCAUGUCGGGUUCUGUGGCGCACCUGGCAACUCCUGCCAUCUCGUACAUAUACAACGUCCUGAAGAACCGAGGACAUCACCUGUGGGGGCAGUCUAUGCAGCAGGCCGCUGAGGGCAGCAAUGGCCUAAAUGCUGAGAAUAAUGAUGACCGGGUGCUGCAGUGCUGCCUGCAAUACCUAAGUCUGUACCCAGAGUGUGCUCUCAUUCUAUGCACUAAUGAUAAGAACCUAUGCAGUAAGGCCCUCCUGAGUGGAGUGGAGGCCCUGAGCAAGAACGAUUUGGAGGCCGAGAUUAGAAAGCACAGACAUGGCUUUCAUCCUCUGCGAAACAUUAAGACUCCCAUGCUGCCCCACGUCAGCCCUCACCUCCCGUCACCAAUGCAGAGUGGGAGCUGUACACACAGUCAGGAGACGACAGGCCUUUCUGUAGAAGAGAGAGAUAACAAGCGACUGAGCACACGAGAGGAUGAAGAGAAGACCCGAUGGAACCCCAGCAGUGUUUGUGAACUCGAGGACUGCCUGCGAGACGUGCUGUCCGAUGUGUUGGAGGUGGAGAUGAAGGCCAACUACGAAGACCUCUGGCUGGAGAUAGUUUACCGAAAACCACCCUGGACUCUUCAAGAUGUCCUGCAGUGUUUGAAAAAGCACUGGAUUGCUGUCUUUGGGCACAUUGUCCCACGGAGGAAGCUGCAAACUGUUCUAAACCUCAUCGAAUUCUUCAACUCAGGUGAAGCAGCAAACUGUAGCGCUACGUCAGCAGCCCUCCAAGAAGCUAAGGAGCUGGUGAAAGUGUUUGGGAAAAGUUCCAGACUUGUUCCCAGUGCCAUCUCCAUACUGGACAACAUUUACAACAAGCUACAGCCGCAGUGGGAACCUCCUGCCUGUGAUGUUGUCAUGAACGAUAACGAUGAAGAGAAACAACCCUCAUCUGCUCAGGUCUCUCACCAGGAAGUGUGGGCCCUGUUUGAGAACAUCUGGUCUCAUGUGUUUCAAACAAGCUUGGAAGUGUUCAAAGCUCUGGGCUUUGACCCUCAUACCAUGCAGAGACCUCAGCCGGUGGGAGGCCCUCCGCCACCACAGGACGCCUUGGUCUGUUUGCACAAACUGUCCUCCAUGGUCUCACAGCUGCUCCAAGCCUUCAGCAGGGUCUUGUCUUCAGCCCCCGGUUUAGAGGAAGUUCAGGCACUGCUCGGCAUCAUCCACUCUAAUGAGAUUGUUGACAGGGAUUCCAGAUUGACAACCAAAGACCUUCUUGAUUGUUUCUCACAACAAGACUACAGGGAGAAGCUGAGAGUGGGAGGGAACCAGUUAAUGGGGCUUAAAGAGGCCCUGGACUGUUGUAUUGGGAGCACGGAUCAACACCUCACCACCACAUCAGCGCCCUGAUUGGAUCGCAAUCUGGGAGUCUGCAGCCAAACUCAAAUCCUUUACUUGAAUUAAAGACUGUUAUUUUGAAGGGAUGUCUCUGGUGACUGGAGCUAUUUACCUUUUUUUUUAAUUAUUGUAUAAAAAAAAAACCACAUUGUUGUUCUGGUUGCCUGAUGAAUGGAUGUCUUUCUCCAUCAUUGUAAGAGGCAAUACAUUUGUUUUCCACUGCAGUAUUGCUUUCCAUGUCCUCCAAUAAUCUGUCAGACACAACAUAUCCUGCCAAAUCACAGCUGAGCAGGGAUUUCUCCUUUCAGUCUUUCAACAUUUAAACAUUGUUUUAUAAUGUUAAAAGUUAUUAGUUAAAUAGUGCUGGCUUUUAUUAUUAUUUAAACAACGAUAUUUGCUUUUGAAACAUUGUUUAACAGUCUGCAUCAAUAGAAUUUGAGAUAUAUAUGUAUUUUGAUAUUUUUGGACCAUGUGAAUGUGUGAUGAUGCAACAAUGUCUGAAGUUCUAGGUUUACCCCUCGGCCCACUGUUCCCGUUAUUUAUGAUUGUUCAACUUCAGCGUGGGCUCAAAGGAAGAAUACCACAUUUAGGUAACUCCACUUCUUUGCUUUGACAUUAUCCAAACAUUGGAAGUUCUCUGUGUACUUCCUGUUUAACCAAACAGUCACAAGCAAUACUUUAGACUUGACAGAACUAACUGCAAGUGUAGCAAAAUGAUAAAACAAAUCAAUCGAUCCUGUUGGAGAGUAAGCAAGACUAUCCUUUGAGCUUCUUCUUUUUGAAAGACCAAAAUAUUGCCCAACAGCCUCAGUGAGAAGCUGACACCGAAUGGUUAUUUGGUUAUUAUAAGCUGUUGGUGAGGUUGUUACACAUAAUCACAGAUGAGGAACACGGCUUUAAUAGAGACUAGAUUGAAAAGCAGUGAGUUUUCAGCUUUUGCUAGUUUUGGUUGAUUUUUAAAUAGAAAUGCAAAUAAUUGGAGAACACAAAAUAUAUUUUAUGUGAAGGAGUUAAAUGUUUUGAAGUUUUGUCUUAUCGAUUUCUUUUUCUUGUAUGCAUCGUCUGCUUCUGUUGAUCUUCGAGUAGAAAUGAUUUUAUCCUCAGUAACGGUAAUUACAGUCGGUUCAUCUUGUGUAGCUGCUUUCCUUGUGUUUCCUGCAGUUUGUAGGAGAGGCUCACCAUUAUUAUUAUUAGUAUUAUAGGAUGUGUGCUGUGAUCAAUAGCCUGAGUGUGAAUGCAUGUGGCCGCAUGUGUGUGCAUGAAGAUUAAGGGGAUUACAACACAGGUGAUGCCAGCAAACGGACUGAGAUCACACACACACACACACACACACACACACACAGAGGCUAAAGCAUCAGACGUCACACAGGUGAAGAGAGUACAGGGGAGAGGACAGGAAACGAGGGCCAAGGAUGAUCUGAAGUCAGUGAACUUCCCGCUUCAUUAAAUCAUUGCAGAACGCAGACAGCUGACAUUGAACGUUUUUGUUUUGUGUGCUUUGAAUUUUAAAUCUCACUUUGAGUGAAAAGGGACCAUGUCUCAUUAGAUACUGUAUUAUCAAGAGCCUGGCUUUUAUUUAGGAUUGUUGAUGUGAUGGAAUUUUUACAUUUAUUUCCAGAGGAACAACCACCGGUUUUAUUUCCUCUUAAAGUUUUAGUUUUGCCAAAAAUCACUAAUAUUGUUUCUAAUCUAUUUGCAUGCUUAGUUGCCUCUACAUUUCAACAAUAGAUUUUGCCUUUUUUUUUUUUUUUUUUUUUUAAACCAAGCACUUCAUUCAGUCUGUUCUUUUCAAGGAUUGUAUGAAUCCAAAGCCAAGAGGAAGUCAGCAAAGCUUGUUCCCAAUUAACUGAAAGGGAGAAUGGGGGCUGGACAUUAGUCUACAUAGUUCAUUGCCUCGCCACAUCUAAGAGGGCCGACUGAUCAGAGUCCAAGUAUUUAGUCCCUGCUUCCUGUAGCACAUGGCCCAUCUGCUGUGACUGUCCGGUGUAUCAGCAGGUUAUCAGAGGCAACCUUGUGAACGAGUGCAGGGUUAGGGAUUUCAUAAAGCGCCUGACGUGCAGCCGGUCCCCUCAGCACUACUGCAGCCCAGAGUGUCGGCGUGCCUUCCUGCUGAGCUCCGUUAGCCGGUUUAGUAUAAUCUCUCCUAAAAGACACUUAGAGGAGCAGAAAAAAAACAAACCCAACAUGGCUUAGUGUGGUAGACCCUGAGGAAAAUGGUGGCACUGAAACCUUAGACAGCAGUGACCAGGAGACGGCAAUUACUUGGCAGAACACGAGGUAGACGAAGUGGCAGUAAAAGCUAAAUUUAGGGACGGCAAAUCAGCUGUUGGAAACUUAGUCAAGGCUUGAAGCACCAGCUGCUGAUCAACUACUUCAAAAUGCUGACGCCUAUAAUACAAUCACAACCAGACACAUCUUCAAUGUUAACUAGUAGUGCCCUGGCAAGUUGCUGCCCUGGCAAGUUGCUGCCCACCAUCACUUAAUGACAUUUAGAAAGUAGGCUGGAGACAAAGAUCUGAUUUAAAUGAUUUAUUCAUUAAGAAAUGUUACAAAUGUGAUAAUUUCUUGUUCUAACAUUCCUUCCAGAUGAAUCUGCCAAUGCCUGACACUUUAAACACAAAAUGGAGAAAAAAAAAAAAAAAAAGGAUCUUCAGUAAACUGCAUCUCUACAUACAUCAAUUAGUUAAAUCACAAUAACAAAAGUGUGGUUAGCAGAAGCAUGGUUGUGCGUGUGUGGUGUGUGCACAAAAACUACUGGCACUGGUUAGAUUCAUUGACUUUAAGCUGUCUGCUACUACUCUUACUUUAUCGGUAAAUCAGCAGUGUAUAAAAAAA